This is a messenger RNA of Fundulus heteroclitus (mummichog), 3210 nucleotides long. RefSeq names its product sorting nexin 18a (gene snx18a). The record is from RefSeq and is a predicted model, not a curated record. Gene Ontology annotation, cellular component: plasma membrane; cytoplasmic vesicle. Bases 438 to 2138 code for a protein of 566 amino acids. The transcript has 2 exons. Gene Ontology annotation, molecular function: phosphatidylinositol binding; protein binding. Lineage: Eukaryota; Metazoa; Chordata; Actinopteri; Cyprinodontiformes; Fundulidae. Gene Ontology annotation, biological process: cleavage furrow formation; endocytosis; mitotic cell cycle.
GUUUGAAACAGUUUCAGUCCGAGGCGGCUCGAUGCGUGUUGUCCGGACGGACCGCAGCUGCAGCGCGUUGCUGUUUGUUGCUCCGCCCUCGGCUGCUCUCUCCUGCGCCCUCGGUCCGCUCGCUGCGCUGCGCCGCGCCUCCAGGCAGCAGAGCAGAAGCGUCGCUCGGAGCAGCAGGGAGGCUGCAGCGCAGCGCACGUCAGUCCGCUUCAACACGCCGCUACUACCGCUGGGUUUAAAACGCCGGCGCCCACGUUCAGGUUGGGGGAAAGACAGUUAGAAGCUUCUGCGCCGAGGAUUUUGGUUUUUUUAUAUAAAGAUUUUUGGAAGGCGGGUUGGCUGCUGCGUUUCUCUCCGCGGUCCCCGGGACAGCCAGGCGGGCAGGCAGGCAGGCGAAGGUGAUCCCGCUGUCCUGCGUCCGGCUGCCGCGUUGAGCCAUGGCGCUCCAAGCCAGAGUGAUCUACGACUUUAACUCGGAAAACCCGGGGGAGCUGUCGGUGAAGGAGAGCGAGAUCCUAAGUUUGGUGAGCGACCAGGACAUAGACGGCUGGCUGGAGGGCUCCAACAGCAGAGGGGACCGCGGGCUGGUCCCCGCCUCUUACGUGGAGAUCCUGGGGAGCAACAGCACCUCCGCGGAGAGCCGCUACUCCAACGUCCCGGCCGUGGGCUUUGACCAUCUCCAGAACUUCUCCCAGCCUCCUCCUGCGGGGUUGCCCGCUUACGCAGCGCCUCUGCAGCAGCAGCAGCAGCAGCAGAACAACAACAAGCAGCACAGCCAAGGCAGCGACGACGACUGGGACGAUGACUGGGACGACAGCUCCACCGUGGCAGACGAGGCAGGGACGGUGGGAGGAAGGUACCUGGACUCUGAGGGCGCCUCCACCUACAGGGUGACGACCUACGCGGGCCAGAGAGGCAACGCGAUCCAGACGAAGAGCUCAGCCACGGUGGGCAGGAACCUGAACAGGUUCUCCACCUUUGUCAAGUCAGGAGGAGAGGCGUUCGUGCUCGGGGAGGCGUCGGGCUUCGUGAAGGAUGGGGACAAGAUCUGCGUGGUUAUGGGACCGCACGGUCCCGAGUGGCAGGAGAACCCUUACCCCUUCUCCUGCACCAUCGACGACCCCACCAGGCAGACCAAGUUCAAGGGGAUGAAGAGCUACAUCUCCUACAAGCUGACCCCCACGCACACCCAGAACCAGGUGAGCAGGCGGUACAAGCACUUCGACUGGCUCUACGGGCGCCUGGCGGAGAAGUUCCCGGUCAUCUCGGUGCCACACCUCCCCGAGAAGCAGGCCACGGGCCGCUUCGAGGAGGACUUCAUCUCCAAGAGGAGGAAGGGCCUCAUAUGGUGGAUGAACCACAUGACCAGCCACCCCGUCCUGUCCAAGUGCGACGUCUUCCAGCACUUCCUGACCUGCACGGACGAGAAGGCCUGGAAGCAGGGGAAGAGGAAGGCCGAGAAGGACGAGCUGGUGGGCGCCAACUUCUUCCUCACCAUCAGCCCGCCGCCCGCUCCCCUGGACUUCCAGGAGGUGGAGAGCAAGAUCGACGGCUUCAAGACGUUCACCAAGAGGAUGGACGACAGCGCCAUGCAGCUCAACGCCACCGUCAGCGAGUUCGCCCGCAAGCAGAUGGGCGGCUUUAGGAAGGAGUACCAGAAGGUGGGGAUGUCGUUUAAAGCUCUGAGCCAGGCCUUCGAGAUGGACCAGCAGACGUACUCGUCAGGUCUCAACCUGGCCAUCUCCUUCACCGGAGACGCCUACGAAGCGAUCGGAGAGUAUUUCUACGAGCAGCCCGGCAAAGACCUGGACCCGGUUAUGGAUUUAUUAGCUCUUUACCAAGGUCACCUGGCUAACUUCCCAGAUGUCAUCCAUGUCCAGAAAGGAGCCCUGACGAAGGUGAAGGAGAGCCAGAAGCACGUGGAGGAGGGCAAGAUGGACAGGGCGCAGGCAGACGGCAUCAACGACCGCUGCAACAUCAUCUCCUGCGCCACGCUGGCCGAGAUCCAGCACUUCCACCACAUCCGUGUGCGAGACUUCAAGGCGCAGAUGCAGCACUACCUCCAGCAGCAGAUCGCCUUCUUCCACAAGAUCACGGGCAAGCUGGAGGAGGCCCUGCAGAAGUACGACAACGUGUAGCGGACCGCUCCGCCGGCUUCGUCUCUGGACGACCGUGGCGCUCACGGGAUUGGCCAGUGGGAUUAUUCGGCUAGAAUGGGCGGCACCCCCCAGGGAGACUGCUGGGAGCUUCUUUUAGAUCAAGAAGGGGACGCAAAAUGGCUUGCAUUUUUGUCCAUGAAGCUCGGACACGUGGUUUUUUUUGUUUUGUUUUUUGGGAGGGUGGGGAAAUUAGGCCAGUUAUCACUGCAAACACAGUUGCCUAGAUUUUUAUAAGGAUCGACAAAAAUGAAAGUGCUGCUGCUGUUUGGAUCCAUCGUGGAAACACGUAUAAGCAGCACGAAGGAAGAGCCAAAAGAGAAGGCCGUUUUCACUGUUGCCUACACAUCUGGUGCAAGAGUUGCUACAUCAGGAGAUUUUAGCCUUACAGCACAGUUUUUUUAAACAUUUUUGUUCAAACUGACUGCCUUUCCAGGAGCAGCGACACUUUCCAGGAGCGGCCAACACACUGCCUUCAGGAAACACUCCAUGAAUAUUUAUUCAGACGAACAGGACAACAUGUUGUUUACAGCCUCCUGCUGUUUUGCUGUGCCUUCUAAAUACGUCUCUCUGGUCAUUUUCGUUACUUUAUUCCUAAUAACUCUUAUGAACUGAUAAUGUAGAGAUAAUCUAUUUGUUUUUACAAGGUUGCAACCUGUAAAUUAAAAUCCUAACUAUCGAUUUGUGCCAUUUCUUUUUUUUUUUCUUCUUUUCUAAAUUGUUGCAGGAUUAGAUUUUUAAUACGGGGAUACCCUGCUCACAGCAAGCACUAAGGUCCUGCUUCAGCAUGCACAAUUGCGAGGACAACGAGAGUAAACACUUUUGCGACACCCGAUGUCUGUAUUUGUGUCGGCAAGUUGUCGGUUUGAACGCUCAGCGUUGGGUUAACAGAAGCAGGCGGCCACGAGUAGAGGGUUUCUCACCAGUUUUUUAUAAUGCAGACAUUUUACAGCAGAGUUACUGAUUUUUAAAAUGUUAUGAUGCCAGUUGGUUGCGUCAAGAAGUUAUGAUUGUAGAUAAGAUGCUAAUUAAAUUUAUCCUCCACAGAAACAUG